This is a messenger RNA of Halteromyces radiatus, 4541 nucleotides long. RefSeq lists its product as uncharacterized. Gene Ontology annotation, cellular component: membrane. NCBI's taxonomy places the organism in Eukaryota, Fungi, Mucoromycota, Mucoromycetes, Mucorales, Cunninghamellaceae. The coding region runs from base 27 to 4325 and encodes 1432 amino acids. The record is from RefSeq and is a predicted model, not a curated record. Gene Ontology annotation, molecular function: ATP hydrolysis activity; P-type transmembrane transporter activity; ATP binding. The transcript is spliced from 7 exons.
UUUUUUUUUUUUUUUUUUCUGUUUGAAUGAAGGUUGUGUCCAUUGUAAGCUCCUUGGUACUCCUUGGUCUUGCACAAACCAUAAGUGCCUUACCUAUCUUUGAAAUUCCCAAUGACUUUGAUAGAUAUGGAAAACAAUGCCCUUUGAAGCCUAUGAAUAAUGUCGCUUGUCCAACAUUAUGUGUUACCGAUCAUUCAUUAUGUCCUUCAGCAUUAGCACCUACUUGUCCAACUGGUCAACAAUUUUGUGGUGACGGCACGUGUCAGUCAACUUGCAAAGGUAUUGACAAUAUGUGCAGUUGUGGUGAUACUACUCUACCCACCAAUUAUGUUCCAUGUGCUGCUGGUCAGCAAGUCAAUAUCACUCAUUUUGAUCCUCGGAAUGCAGAAACUCAAACACAACAAGUCUGUGCAGCUUCUGUGAAUGUAACUCAAGCUAGUAUCUAUCCUGUUUACAAUCAAUCUUCUGUCUGGGUCACUUGUCCUGCUGUUGUACCUUACUUUACUUGGCGUGAACCCAUGUGGAUUGCUAUUUGGACUUAUGUUGCUUUACAAGCUUUCAUCUUGAUCACUUGGCAUCUUUACAAAACUACUCGUGAAUAUCCAUUUCACCGUGAAUUCGCUGCUGCUACUGCUGCUGCUACUGCUACUACUACUACUACUUCUGCUUUGGCCUCUUCUGCCUCAUUACCUUUCUCUGGUAACAAGAACAACGUUGUCAAUGAAAAAGCUGUUAUUAACGGUGCUAUAGUGGAUGAAAAGAAAAAUAAAAUGGUUAGUGAUACAUCAAGUGAAGCUUCUUCUCUCCGUGAUUCCGAACGUUUACGAUUCCGUGGUUUCAAGAAUGAUUAUUUUGGAUGGUUUGCUUUAGGUUCUGUAGUGAUCACAACACUUUUGUUUAUUGUGUUUUUGGCUUGUAUCGUUAGUGAUAAUUAUGGUAAUCUCGCUGGUGGUGUAGAAUUAUAUGUAUUUUUGACAGGUGACCUUUCCUCUCAAAUUUAUUGUGUUGUUUGGCAUGUCUCUGGUGCUUGGUUCGCCGUUCUUCUUAUGACUCAACAGCGUCUUCGCAAUUAUUUCCGUAUUGAAUCCUAUGCUCACACGUGUCCUUAUAUUCAAGUUGAACGAAAACAAGAUCCUCUUAUCUUUUUGGAUGAUGGUAGCAAAUGGUUGGCUAAAUUCAGAGAAAUUGAAGCCAAAUUUGUUCAACGUUUCGGUUGGGAUAUCAGUAUCAUUACAGCACCAGUUCGAAAAACUACAAACAAUGUCCGUUAUUUUGAAUAUCAAUGCAUGCGAUAUGUUUACAAUGCUCAGAAAACUCGUUUUGAACCUUAUGAAUUCGAUCUUGGUACUACCCAUCGUCAGCUUCAAGGUUGGGCAGAUGGCGUUUCCUCUGAAGAAGCUUUUCAACGAUUGGAACUUCUUGGUCCUAAUUUGAUUCGUGUACAAGUCCCAAGUAUCCCUCGCGCUGUUAUUCAAGAAUUUGCCUCUCUCUUGUAUCUAUAUCAAAUGAUGUGUAUGUGGGUGUGGUAUUACUUCAAAUAUUAUCAGAUGGGACUUGUCCAAACUUGUAUCAUUCUAUUGUCAGCAUUUAUUCGGGUUUUCUUACGAUUACGUGGUGAAUAUCAUAUUCGUGAUAUGGCAGAACAGAAAACGGUGGUUCGAGUAUAUCGUGAUGGUGAAUGGUUGGAAAAUAUCUCAAGUUCUGAUAUUAUACCUGGUGAUAUCUUUGAAGUAGAAGAAAUGGCUCAAGUACCUUGUGAUGCUGUGAUUUUAUCUGGUGAUGUAGUGGUGAAUGAAUCUUCUUUGACUGGUGAAGCCAUGCCUAUCCGCAAAUUCGCUAUACCUCAUGAUGACAAUAUCUACGAAAUGAUGGGAUCUGGAAAAAUCAAUACUCUUUUUGCUGGUACGACUGUAGCUCAAGUGAAUCUUGUGGAUAAUGGUAUUGACAAAAAGAAACCUACUCGUGUAUAUGCUUUGGCUCUACGUACUGGUAUUACCACCGAAAAGGGUAGUCUGAUUCACAAGAUCCUCUUCCCUUCACCUGUCAGCUUUAUCUUCAAUGAACAUAUCAAAGUAGCUAUUGGUGUACUCUUGAUCUGGGGUUUGAUUGCAUUUGCCUUGUCUAUUUACCUCAUGGGCCGUGGAAACAUUACUAGUUGGUAUUAUGGUAUCUUUGUCAUGUCUCAAAUUUUCUCACCUUUGUUACCUGCUGCCUUUACCAUCAAUCAAAGUGUAUGUGCUGCUCGUCUCCGUGGCAAGAAAAUUCUCUGUAUUGAUCUACCUCGUAUCAAUUUAUCUGGUAAAGUACGGAUUUUCUGCUUUGAUAAAACUGGUACUUUGACAAGAGAAGGUUUGGAAUUCUUUGGUGCUGUUAGCAAAUCAACAACGGAUGGUGAAAAUGAACGUGUGGGAGAUCCUACCUUGAUGCAACCUACUUUUGCAAUGGGGAUCGCUACUUGUCAUGCUGUCACCAAGAUGAAAGAUCAAUAUAUUGGAAAUCCUGUUGAUAUUGAAUCUUUCAAUGCGAUGAAAUGGGAGUUAUUACCUACUUCUGAUCCUAUGCAUUUGGAUACCUUACGUGCUCCUUCUACUGAUCCCAAUCAUAUCAAUGAACCUGUCCAUGUUAUCCGUCGAUUUGAAUUUGUCCAUGCCCGUGCUUCCCAAUCGGUUGCUGUCCAUGAUCCUCGUACGAAUCACGUCCAUGUCUUUUUGAAAGGUUCCUUUGAACGUAUCAAAACUUUAAGUACUAAGCAAUCUAUUCCCGAUGAUUACGACCAAACUGCUGCCAGAUAUGCAAAAGAAGGCUGUUAUGUGCUUGCUAUGUCUCAUCGUGAUCUAGGUGUUUUGGAUGUGGAUGUUACUAUGGAAGAUAUCAAGAGAAUGUCCCGUGACGAUCUCGAAAAGGAUUGUUCUUUUAUUGGUUUUGUUCUAUUCAGGAACAUGUUGAAACAUGACACUACAGAUGCCAUUGCUGAACUCAAAGGUGGUGAUACUCGUGUUGUUAUGAUCACUGGUGAUACGGCUCUUACUGGUAUUUUUAUCGCUCGACAAUGUGGUAUGAUUGUUUCACAUCAUCGUGUUAUUCUUGGUGAUUUGGUGGCUGGCAAUAUGGUAUGGCAUGAUGUGGAUUCUGGUGAAUAUGUGGAUGUAGAUGAUGCUUUAGCUUCUGAUCCCCGUGAAGAUCAUGAAAAACAAGUAGAAUUGGCUCUCACUGGUCGCGCUUUUGAAUGGCUCUGUGCUCAACGAACUAUGCGUCGUUAUCUUUUACAUACCCGCGUGUUUGCUCGUAUGACUCCAGGUGACAAGGUACAAUGUGUUCAAUUACAUAUGGAAAAAGGUGUUACGGCUAUGUGUGGUGAUGGUGGGAAUGAUUGUGGUGCUUUACGUGCUGCUCAUGUUGGUCUUGCUCUUUCUGAAGCCGAAGCAUCCAUUGUAUCUCCUUUCAGUACAAACAAUAGAUCUGUCAUGCAAUGUGUUGAACUACUUCGACAAGGUCGAUCUGCUUUGGCCACCAGUUUUGCAAAUUAUAAAUUCUUGAUCUUUUAUGGUGAAUGUAUGGCAUUCUGGGAACUACUUAUGUUUUAUUUUACAGUGAUUGGACCUCAACCUAUUUGGAUUUCCAUCGAUGGUUUCACAACAACAACCAUGACAUUUGCUAUUACUCAAGCUCUUCCUGCAGCACGACUUGGUCGCUCUCGACCCACGGCCAAACCUCUUGGCAUUGAAACUUUGGCUUCCUGCUUAGGUAUCGUAUUCAUCAACUUUUGGUUCAUUGUUUCUAGUGUGAUUUGGCUUUUCCAACAAGACUGGUUCAUCUGCAAUGAAUUCGAUAGUUCUUCUAUUGAUGCUUCUAGAUGGUGGUUACUAGGUGAUAACUAUGAAUCUGAAAUCAUUGCAUUGGUAGUGAUGGCUCAAUUUUUCCAUAAUGGUGCUCUUGUCAACUUUGGUUCUGUCUUCCGACGAUCUUGGUGGCGCAACUAUACCCUUGUUUUCAUCUGGUGUUGUUUCUUUGUUCAUAUUAGUUACCUUGUGCUGGCGGAUCCCAAUCCUUAUAGUUGUAUUUUCCGUAUCAAUUGUGGUACUGCAUCUGUAUUGGAAGAGCUUGGUUAUCCUAAACCUUGGUGGUCUAUUGAUCCUUACAAUGCUCCUUUAGGUCACAAUGUAUUACCAACUUACUUCCGAUGGCAAUUAUGGGGCUUUAUUUUAGCGAAUAUGGUGGCAACUGUGAUCUGGGAACGGCUGAUUGUUCUUGGUUUAGCUAGAAAUUGGGCUAUCAAGCGUGCUCAAGCUCAUCCCAAUAAGAAACGUAUUCUUUUCAAGCUUUAACGUAGUUGAUUCCUUUUUUUUUUAUUUUAUGUAUUUGAUAUUUGUAUUGUGUGUGUUUUAUCCUAUUAGUUUUUUUUUCAUAUUUCAAUUUAUUUUAUAUUCCCUUAUCUUACUUGUGUACCACUAGUUAUUUCUACAAAUAGAUAUUUCCUCCAUUUUCAUUCAUGUUCAAUAAACAAUGUGGGGUUAAUUACCUUCUCUUUUUUUUCACACAAA